This is a messenger RNA of Populus nigra (black poplar), 402 nucleotides long. RefSeq lists its product as uncharacterized. Bases 1 to 402 code for a protein of 133 amino acids. NCBI's taxonomy places the organism in Eukaryota, Viridiplantae, Streptophyta, Magnoliopsida, Malpighiales, Salicaceae. The transcript has a single exon. The record is from RefSeq and is a predicted model, not a curated record.
AUGGAACUAGCUCCUAGCUUCUUUAAUGGUUCCUGGAAGAGAUACUUGAGAAGAAAGCGAUACCAGCGACUCGACGGUGCGAUCACAGCCCGAAAGAACACGAACGUAGCAAGAUUUGGAGGCAGCCCACGAAGGACAUGGAAGAUAAAAGCAGUGCCCAAGUUACGAAUCUUAAAGAAUAUUGCUUCUCCAACUAAGCUGUUGAGGAAGCUCAAGAAUGCUUAUAUUAGCAUGAUCCUUAGCGUUGCUGGUAAUGCCGAUGGAACGCAUGUUUUUGGAGACAAAAGGGUUCCGAGAGGGAGGCAGGUUAAAGCUACUUACCCGAGUGAAGCUUUUGAGAAACGAUUGGUCUAUGAGAUUUAUAAGAAUCUGCUUGCGACUAGAGAAUUAUCUACAAUGUAG